Molecule: messenger RNA, 1721 nt
Organism: Oncorhynchus nerka (sockeye salmon)
Lineage: Eukaryota; Metazoa; Chordata; Actinopteri; Salmoniformes; Salmonidae
Product: mitochondrial import receptor subunit TOM22 homolog
Exons: 4
Coding region: 221-622 (133 amino acids)
Biological process (GO): intracellular protein transport
Cellular component (GO): mitochondrial outer membrane
Source: RefSeq, a predicted model, not a curated record
UUUUUGCCGUCAUCCAACGCACAUGUAGCUUUUAACCGAGUGACCUCAGAUUGUCGCAGGACCAAUGCUCACCUUUUGGGUCCAAUAUUUAUGCAAGUCGGGGCCAAUGCAAUAAUUCCACGAUAAAACAUUAAAAUACUGAUUUGCCCUUCCACCAAUUGAGGUACAUUUUAAAUUAGCUAAACACACCGGCUGGUAAGCGGCGCGAGAACAGUUUUCCAUGGCUGGAAUCGAAGAGCUAUCACCGGCUGCAGGCCCAGUCGAGACCCGUCCCCCAGAAGGCGAGAUUGACGAAGAUGAAGAUGAAGAGCCGGAUGAGACUAUUAUGGAGAGGCUGUGGGGUUUGACUGAGAUGUUCCCUGAUACACUGCGCUCUGCGGCUGAGGUGACCGCAUCGGGCUCAGUCACUGUGGCCAAGAAGCUGUACAGUUUCUCCCGCGCUGCCCUGUGGGUGGGCACUACCUCGUUCAUGAUCCUGGUCCUUCCGGUGGUGUUUGAGACUGAGAGACUACAGCUGGAGCAGCAGCAGCUACAGCAGCAGAGACAGAUCCUGUUGGGCCCCAAUGCAGGGAUGUCAGGUGGGAUGCCAGGGCUGAUGCCUCCCGCUCCAGUGAAAAUGUGACCAAUGUCCCUCCGACAACCUUAGCGCUUCAACCAAUGAGGGAGAGUGGAGACUUGGAAGGAGAGAGAGAGAGAGACACAGAGACAAAGAAGAGGAUACAAAGCUGCAUCUGGUCAGCACAUGUGCUCCUUCCAAAAUCCAGGAUUGUCCAUUUAAGGAGAUUAGAGGAGGGUGAUGUCACUUCAUGGGUGUUGCAAUAACGAAUGUCCCUUUCGCUGUCUCUCUUACUCAACAUCCUGCAGAGACUUCUGCACACUCUUCUGAGCACUGUUUUUACUUAAUUUUCUUUUUUUUAAUACAUAGCGAUAUAAAUAUGUAUGUGUUCCAGGGGAUUUGGAUCAGAUGGAUAAUUGAAGAAAUUGGGAUAUUAUUGUGGUUAUAAGAGGUUACCAAUAGUGGUGUGUGGUCUGAAUUUUAAAAAAUUUCUUCAUGUGGGUCUGUAGCUACAUAUGGCCUUGAAACUGUUGUAACCUGUGUUUGGUUUGGGAACGUGUUCAUUCCACUUGUAUGUGGGAAAAUCAUGGUAGAGCUAUGAUGUCAGUCAUGUCUGUCAUAUUCACAAUCACAGCUGGUCCUUGAGAUCUAUAGUGUGCUGGUUUUGCAAAAGCAUUGGUGAUAAGAGUAUGUAUGUCACGUGUCGCUUGAGACAUUGUUUCAUUUGCGGGCAUUAAAGCCAUAAAAAAAAGCAUCACAAAAAGUAUAUUUUGAUAAGAUUCAAACAGCACUUUCCUGCAUACGGUAUAACUCUAAAGAUAUUAUGUCAAUGUACACAUAGUCCUGUCAAGCCUGAGAGAAUGUCAGUAACUUUUUUCUAUUGUCACUUUGGAAUGUAUGUUCUUUUAACUUUGCAACGAGCAAAUUCUGUCUUGUGUGUUCAACCUGAAUGCAGGAAUAAAAACACCAAUGAAAUGGACAUUACAAAAAAAGUUGUAUUAUCAUAUAUGCUAGAUGGGUGCAGGGAAAUGUAACGUGCUGCUUUGCCCUCUUUACGUUUCACUUGUUUAUUUACAUGUAGGUUAUUUUCCUUCUCUAUCAGAGACAUUCCAUUUGUAUACUGUAGUAAAGUACAGGUAUCUUACAGAUAAAUGCUACAAAUUGA